AUGCCGCAAGAAAACACUACAACCACCAGUGUAUACAACAAUUCGACCCCGAAAGCGAAUAUCAACUUGGAUGUGGACGGUAUACCAGAAGAGUUAGUUGAGAGGGUCGCGUAUUCAAUAUACAAGAAAAUAAUGAACGAGGAGGUUUGCGGAGAAGCGGUCCGCAAUAUCGAGCGACAUCCACUCGCGACAAUGAUUGACCACGAUAAGGAUGAGUUUGCGCAUAAAACCGAGGACCAUUCAGUGACUGAUGAGUUGACCAAGAGAGUCAGGGUGCUAUGUUGGGUGAUGACCCAGCCCAGUAGCCAUAGGACUAAAGCUGCGCACGUUAAGGAGACGUGGGGAAAGAGAUGUAACAGAUUGAUCUUCGUGAGCACCGCUGAAGAUGACACGUUGCCAACGGUAAAGCUGUCAGUGAGCGAGGGUCCGAGACAUCAUUGGACUAAGACCAGGGCGGCACUCCAAUACGUUCAUGACAAUCAUCGCAAGGAGGCAGACUGGUUCAUGAAGGCUGAUGAUGAGACAUACGUCAUAGUGGAAAACUUAAGACACCUGCUUGCCGACUACAGGAGCACUGAUCCUAUUUACUUCGGAUGCCGGCUGAAGCCAUUCGCAAAACGGGGUUAUAUGAGCGGCGGCGCGGGCUAUGUGUUGAGUCGCGCGGCGCUGGAUCGGUUCAUAUACAAGGGACUACCUUCGCCGCACCUCUGCAAAGCCACUGACACCAUUUCUGGGGAUGCUGAGAUGGGUAAAUGUCUAGAACGUAUUGGAGUGAGAGCCAUGGACUCCCGCGAUGCGCUACAUCGCGGCCGGUUCUUCCCCUACAUGCCUCGCGACCAUCUGUUCCCGAAAAAGGCUAAAAGUUAUUGGUACUGGAGCUAUCUCUACUCCCCUUCUGAUGAGGGUCUAGACUGUUGUUCCGACCAAGCAGUUUCAUUCCACUACGUUCGCCCCGAAGAAAUGUACGUGUUAGAAUACUUGAUAUACCAUCUUCGACCUUACGACAUCACGCGGUUUAGAAAUCUGGAGGAAUCCAAACCAACGAACACACAAACGACCAAACUGAUUGAAGGAGUAACCAGUAGUGCCAACAGUACGACAACUAUAACAAGUAAACCAGUAAAUACAUCUUUACAAUAG
This is a messenger RNA of Pectinophora gossypiella (pink bollworm), 1140 nucleotides long. RefSeq names its product glycoprotein-N-acetylgalactosamine 3-beta-galactosyltransferase 1-like. The record is from RefSeq and is a predicted model, not a curated record. Lineage: Eukaryota; Metazoa; Arthropoda; Insecta; Lepidoptera; Gelechiidae. Gene Ontology annotation, molecular function: N-acetylgalactosaminide beta-1,3-galactosyltransferase activity. The transcript has 7 exons. Bases 1 to 1140 code for a protein of 379 amino acids. Gene Ontology annotation, cellular component: membrane.